AUGUCCUUGUCUCGGCAGAUGCUCUGUGAUGUUGACCAGGUAACAGCAGUGCGAUUCAUCCUGCGGCAGCCGUCCCCAGUCUGGCUCCACUUCACCAUUGAGGAGCUGCAGAUUUACCCCCCCAGCCAGAAGAGUCCACAGAAAGAUUUUCCCGCCUGGCUUUCCCAGCUGACUCCUCCGGAGCAGCCAGCCAACCUGUACGGGGAACUCCCUGAUCCAGAGAAGGUAUCGACGGAGGUCCAGCAAAUGUGGGUGUUGACGGAGGUGAUCCGUGCUCGCCAGGCAGCUGCCCGCAUCGGCCGCUUUGAUGUGGAUGGCUGCUACGACAUCAACCUACUUUCCUACACGUGAGCCAGCUGGUGGGACACCACUCCUCUGCGAUGCUGGGGCCCAAAGGGGACAUGAGGGGCUCCCGUGCUCCCAAAUUUGCCUUUGUCCCUCCUGCACUGGGCUAUUUCCAGGCCCUACCUGUUCCUGUUCCUUUCCCCAACUCUUUUUGUACUAGCGCUUGGUGGCGGGCAGCACUGCCUCCCCAGGAGCCUGGGGAGGGCUCUGUAUGAGCCUCUUGCUACACUGGUGCCCUCUGGUUCCUGCGGUUUGCUGCUGGCUUGUCCCAUCCUGUCGCUCUGGGCCAUCCUGCUCGCUGCCAUAGGCAAAGGCGGGCUGCGCAACUGUAACUGCCUUUGGGAAUGGUCCCUGGCCUUAUCUCUGCAAGCAGCUGCUCCUGGAGAUAAAGGGAGGGGGCUGUGGCUGGUGGCUGCUUCUCUCUCACAGGGCCAUCCCAGGACAAAGUUAACGGCUGAGGACGUGCCUGCGGCACAGCACUACCCUGCUCGCUCUGGAAGAGACUAAAUCACAACUAAAAGCUGCUACCUUG
Struthio camelus australis is the source of this 877-nucleotide messenger RNA. Lineage: Eukaryota; Metazoa; Chordata; Aves; Struthioniformes; Struthionidae. The record is from RefSeq and is a predicted model, not a curated record.